Molecule: messenger RNA, 665 nt
Organism: Cyprinodon tularosa
Lineage: Eukaryota; Metazoa; Chordata; Actinopteri; Cyprinodontiformes; Cyprinodontidae
Exons: 3
Coding region: 48-665 (205 amino acids)
Source: RefSeq, a predicted model, not a curated record
CUCAUACUGUACCCUACAGCUGCAUGAUUCAGUGGUCGAUUUAAACGAUGGGAAGGUGGAUAAUAUUUAUUGCAGGAUUAUUUCCAGGUGUCUGGAGUGGAAAUUGGGGAGUGACUUUUGAAAACCAGUGUGCUUUAAAAGGGACGUCAGUCAAUUUAAAGUGCAAUUACGACUAUCCCGCACUAAAUAUUAUUACCUGGGUCGGCUGGUAUAAACACCAUCCAAUAUCCAAUGUUUGGCACUGGGUUCUCCUCUCUGAUCUCCAUUCACCACCAAACCAUUUUAAAUAUAUUGGUAAAUCCCGCGGUGACUGCAGCCUGAGGAUCAAUAAUGUUCAGUACUCGGAUCAAGGAAAAUAUCGUUUCCGUUUUUCAUCGACCCUUGGGAGUUGGACAAGUAAAGGACACGCUUCACUGGAAGUAAAAGAUUUGACCUUAGUGGUUCAGCCGAGCACCGUCAGAGAGGGAGACACCGUCAGGCUGACCUGCAGGUCAGGCUGUCCUGGACCUGCAGUGUUUUUCUUCUUUAAAGAUGGACGCCGAAUUCAGAGUCCACAGUUCCAGGCCAGAAGAGAGGAUGCUGGAAAGUACUACUGUGUCAUCCAGGGACCUGAGACGGUGUGGUCUGCCACUGUUGCUCUGAGUGUUCACUGUGAGUAUGAGUGA